This is a messenger RNA of Lethenteron reissneri (Far Eastern brook lamprey), 1335 nucleotides long. RefSeq names its product secreted frizzled related protein 2 (gene SFRP2). Gene Ontology annotation, molecular function: Wnt-protein binding. NCBI's taxonomy places the organism in Eukaryota, Metazoa, Chordata, Hyperoartia, Petromyzontiformes, Petromyzontidae. The record is from RefSeq and is a predicted model, not a curated record. Gene Ontology annotation, biological process: non-canonical Wnt signaling pathway; canonical Wnt signaling pathway.
CAGCCCCGGAGCGCUCACACCGAGCGCGCAGUUGCAGCUCGCGAGCAGAGGCAGAGGAGGAGGCGUCCGGAGCCGAGCAAAUUCAAACGGCCACUCGCUCAGCCGCCUAGCCUGCUCCAAUUCUUAAUGAUCCCAUAGAAUUUUCUCUAUCAUUAUUAUUAUUAACGUUUACAUCGGUAAAGCUGUCAUACAAUUUGAUCAGACCGUUGAUUUUAGUCAUCGCUUUUAUUACGAAUUGAUCUGAACUCGUCACUUAUUUUCAUCUCUCUCUCUCACGAGUCGCAUUGCUAAGCGCUAACAUUCCAGCCCUUACGCGCGGCUUCAAUUUUAGCUGUUCCUCUCUCCGCCGAGUUUACAUCGAUAAGGGUUCAUCUCUCGCACCCGCAACGCAGCACAGACAUGUUGCGCUACGUGGAGCUCGCCUUGGUGGCGCUGGCCGCGGGCAUGCUUAGCGCCGCCGAUGCCAUGUACCCCUACGCGCAGCACAUGUCCUACCAGUCUGACCUCAACUACCGUCGCCCCAACUGCAAGGCCAUCCCGCCGGCGAUGGCUCUCUGCCACGACGUGGGCUACCCGGAGAUGAGGCUGCCCAACCUUCUCGGCCACGAGUCCAUGCGCGAGGCCCUCCAGCAGGCGAGCUCCUGGGUUCCGCUCCUGGCCAAGCGCUGCCACCCGGACACCAAGAAGUUCCUGUGCUCCGUGUUCGCGCCCGUGUGCAUCGACGAACUGGACGAUCCCAUCUGGCCGUGCCGCUCGCUCUGCGAGGCCGUCCGCGACUCGUGCGCGCCCGUCAUGGCUGCGUUUGGCUUCCCGUGGCCAGACAUGCUGGACUGCGAGAGAUUCCCCGUGGACAAUGACCUCUGCAUCCCCGCGGCCACUGGCGACGAGAUGGUGCAGGUGAUCAAGGAAGAACCCAAAGUGUGCGAGCCCUGUCUGUUCAAGGACGAAGACGACAACGAAAUCGUGGAGAAUUUCUGCAAAAACGACUUUGCGCUGAAGAUGAAGGUGAAAGAGAUCUCCUACAUGAACGGCGACACCAAGAUCGUGCCCGAGGUGAAGAGCAAGACCGUGUACAAGUUCAAUGGCAUCUCGGACCGCGAGCUCAAGAGGACUGUGUUGUGGCUCAAGGACGGCUUGCAGUGCACCUGCGACGAGAUGAACGACAUCAACGCCCCCUACCUGGUGAUGGGGCGCCGCCAGGCGGGCAAACUGGUCAUCACCUCCGUGAAGCGCUGGCAGAAGGGAGAGCGAGAGUUCCGGCGGAUAGCGCGCAGCAUCCGCAAGCUGCAGUGCUGAGCGCGCUCCACGCGUUUCGAUCGGCCGUGGUGGGUGGGG